Molecule: messenger RNA, 4457 nt
Organism: Solanum lycopersicum (tomato)
Lineage: Eukaryota; Viridiplantae; Streptophyta; Magnoliopsida; Solanales; Solanaceae
Product: ABC transporter G family member 31-like
Molecular function (GO): ATP binding; ABC-type transporter activity; ATP hydrolysis activity
Source: RefSeq, a predicted model, not a curated record
CCAAAUUGUUUGUUAAGUCUUAGACAGUAGUAUCACACAGAAAAAUCAAUAAUUCAUGGCAUCUUCAAAUGGGAGUGAUUCUUUAGAAUCAUAUAGUAAUUUUGGGCGGCACUCAAAUGCAGAUUCAGAUGAAGAUGAGUUAAUGUGGGCAGCUUUAGAGAAGUUGCCAUCGGAGAAGCGUACAAACUUCGCCUUGUUAAAACGCACGGAUACUAUCGAUGUCACAAAGCUUGAUCGUCUCACUCGGCAAAUUCUUGUCAACAAUGCACUUGCUACUUCUGAACAAGAUAAUUACAAGCUCCUUUACUCCAUCAAACAACGCUUCAAUAGGGUGGGAUUGGAGAUACCUAAAGUUGAAGUGCGAUAUGAAAACUUAACUAUAUCAACAAAUGUGAAAGUAGGUUCAAGAGCAUUGCCUACGUUAUUAAAUUAUGGUUAUGAUGUAAUCGAGAGUAUAUUAGCUGGAUUAAGGAUAUUCAAACCAAGGAGACAUCCCCUUACAAUACUGAAAAAUGUUACUGGCAUUGUAAAACCUGGAAGGAUGACUCUGCUUCUAGGACCUCCAGGUUCUGGUAAAUCCACAUUGCUUUUAGCUCUUUCUGGAAAGCUUGACAAUGAACUGAAGCGAACUGGCCAUAUUACGUAUAAUGGACAUAAAGAGGAUGAGUUUUGUGUGCAAAGGACUUGUGCUUACAUAAGUCAAAUAGACAAUCAUAUUGCAGAGCUAACUGUAAGAGAAACUUUAGAUUUCGCAGCGAGAUGCCAAGGUGCAAGUCAUGGUUUUGGAGAUUAUAUGAAAGACCUUGGUCAUUUAGAGAAGGAAAGAAAGAUACGCCCAAAGUUUGAGAUAGAUGCAUAUAUGAAGGCAUCUUCUGUUGGUGGUACAAAGCACAAUGUGUCUACAGAAUAUGUCUUGAAAGUUCUUGGUCUUGAUAUAUGUUCAGAUACAAUAGUUGGUAAUGACAUGGUGAGAGGAAUUUCAGGUGGACAAAGGAAGAGAGUUACUACAGGAGAAAUGAUUGUUGGACCUAGGAAAACACUUUUUAUGGAUGAAAUUUCUACUGGACUUGACAGUUCUACAACUUUCCAAAUUGUCAAGUGCAUAAGAAAUUUUGUUAAUUUAAUGGAAGGAACUGUGAUGAUGGCUCUUCUUCAACCCGCACCAGAGACUUUUGAGUUAUUUGAUGAUCUGGUGUUACUAUCUGAUGGAUAUGUUGUGUACCAUGGACCUCGAGCAGAUGUUGUUCCAUUUUUUGAGUCAUUAGGAUUUCAAUUGCCAUCUCGUAAGGGUGUUGCUGAUUUUCUUCAAGAGGUUACCUCCAGAAAAGAUCAGGCACAAUACUGGGCUGAUACUUCCAGACCAUAUGAGUUCAUUCCCGUUGAGGCAAUAGCUGAAGCUUUUAGAAAUUCCAGAUAUUGUCAGGAUCUAAAGUCAUCUCUUUCGGUUCCAUAUGAUAGAUCCAAGAGCCAUCAUUUGGCUUUAUCUAAGACAAAGUUUGCUGAAUCCAGAUUGGAGCUCCUUAAGGGUUGUUUUUCAAGAGAAAUGCUUCUAAUGAGUAGGAAUAGUUUUCUAUACAUCUUCAGAACAUGUCAGGUUGCAUUUAUGGGAUUUGUAACAUGCACACUGUUUCCAAAAACGCGGUUACAUCCCACUGAUCUGGUGAAUGGGAACUUGUAUCUUUCUGGCUUAUUUAUUGGGUUGGUGCAUAUCAUGUUCAACGGAAGAUUAGAACUCCCUCUCUUAAUACUUCGCCUCCCCGUAUUCUAUAAGCAAAGAGAUAAUUUCUUCUAUCCUGCAUGGGCGUGGUCCUUAAGUAGUUGGAUUCUGCAGUUACCUUACUCCAUAACUGAAGCUGCUGUGUGGUCUUGUGUUGUGUAUUGGACUGUAGGUUUUGCACCUGGUGCUGGGAGAUUUUUCCGUUACAUGCUUUUACUAUUUUCUGUACACCAAAUGGGGAUGGGUCUCUUUCGGUCAAUAGCUUCUCUUUCACGAGAUAUAGUUAUCGCAACUACAUAUGGAUCAGCUGCUCUGCUAAUCACAUUUUCACUGGGUGGUUUUCUCUUGCCAAAAGAAAUGAUCAAGCCAUGGUGGAUAUGGGCCUUUUGGGUGUCACCAUUGUCCUACGGACAGCGAGCUAUUUCAGUUAAUGAAUUUACUGCCACAAGAUGGAUGGAGAAGACAACAAGUGGAAAUGUUACCCUUGGUUACGCUGUUCUGCAAUCCCAUAGUAUACCAACAUCUGGUUACUGGUACUGGCUUGGAGUAGGAGUUAUAUGGCUAUAUGCCUUGCUUUUCAACAUUAUUCUGACUGUAGCCCUGGCUUUCCUUAACCUGAUGGUAAACAAUUUUCUCUGUUGGAUUUUUGGCUUGUGUAUCGAUGAUCUAUUUAUCAUUAUCUUUUGCGUAGGACCUGGCCAGAGGGCAAGUACAAAGAAAGGAAUAAUCUUCCCUUUCCAACCACUAACGAUGAGUUUCCAUAAUGUCAACUACUUUGUUGACAUGCCAAAGGAAAUGAGCUCAGAAGGAAUACCUGAUAAAAAGUUGCAGCUACUGUCAAAUGUAAGUGGAGUAUUCUCACCUGGCGUUCUAACUGCAUUGGUUGGUUCAAGUGGAGCGGGAAAAACCACAUUGAUGGAUUGCCUAGCUGGUAGGAAGACUUCUGGACAUAUAGAGGGCGACAUUAGGAUAUCAGGUUACCCUAAAAUACAAGAGACUUUUGCAAGAAUUUCAGGAUAUGUUGAACAGAAUGAUAUACAUUCUCCUCAAGUGACAGUUUUUGAAUCCCUGUGGUUUUCUUCUUAUCUCCGGCUCCCCAAAGAAGUGAAUGAAAAACAAAGACAGGAGUUUGUUGAAGAAGUAAUGGAGUUAGUGGAACUUGACUCCCUAAGGUAUGCUUUGGUUGGCUUGCCUGGCCGCUCUGGCUUAUCAACCGAACAAAGAAAACGUUUGACAAUUGCAGUAGAACUUGUGGCAAACCCAUCCAUAGUUUUUAUGGAUGAACCUACAUCUGGGCUUGAUGCACGAGCUGCAGCCAUUGUAAUGCGAACUGUUCGUAAUACAGUAGAUACUGGACGAACAGUGGUCUGCACAAUUCACCAACCAAGUAUUGAAAUUUUUGAAGCAUUUGACGAGCUUCUUCUAAUGAAACGCGGGGGACAAGUGAUAUAUGGAGGAAAGCUUGGGGAGAAGUCACAAAUUAUGAUAAACUAUUUUCAGAGUAUUCACGGUAUACCGCCAAUUCCUAGUGGUUAUAAUCCCGCAACCUGGAUGCUUGAGAUAAGUACAUCAGCUGCUGAAGCGAAACUCGGAGAAGAUUUUGCAACAAUAUAUAGAAAUUCUGAACAAUACAGGCAAGUUGAAGGCUUAAUUGAGCGUCUGAGUGUCCCACCUGAAAACUCAGAACCUAUGGGCUUCACUUCCAAAUAUAGUCAAGGUGCAGUGUCUCAGUUUAAGAUCUGCCUGUGGAAGCAAAAUCUCGUAUACUGGAGAAAUCCAUCAUAUAAUUUCAUGAGGCUGUUCUUCACAACAAUGUGUGCAUUGCUUCUUGGUUCCUUAUUUUGGGAUGUUGGUUCAAAAAGGGACUCAAGUCAAAACUUGUUUGUGGUAAUGGCGGCUCUUUAUGCUUCAGUCUUGUUUCUGGGGGGCAAUAAUGCUACUUCUGUACAGCCAGUUCUUUCGAUUGAAAGAACUGUUUUCUAUAGGGAAAGAGCUGCAGGAAUGUAUUCCCCGCUACCAUAUGCAGUAGCUCAGGGUAUUAUCGAGAUUCCAUAUGUCAUGAUACAGACACUAAUUUACGGAGUCAUUACAUAUUUCAUGAUCAACUUUGAAAGGGAAGCAGGCAAAUUUUUCCUCUACAUACUAUUCAUGUUUCUUACGUUCAUGUAUUUCACCUUUACUGGUAUGAUGGUUAUUAGUGUUGCACCAACUCAACAUUUAGCUGCCAUCAUUUCAUCAGCUCUCUUUUCAUUGUGGAACAUCAUGUCUGGUUUUAUAGUCCCAAAACCUAGUAUCCCAGAAUGGUGGAUAUGGUUCUACUACAUCAACCCAGUUGCAUGGACAGUCCGAGGCAUCAUUAGCUCUCAACUUGGUGAUGUGGAAACAAGGAUAACAGGACCUGGAUUUGAUGGAACAGUAAAAGACUAUUUGGAAGUCAGACUUGGAUUUGGUCCUGGGAUGAUUUGGUGGUCUGCUGCUAUGCUUACUGGAUUUUGCUCUCUCUUUUUUGCCAUCUAUGCAGCAUCAGUCAAACUAAUUAACUUCCAAAAAAGAUGAAGCACUGUUCUAAAAAUAUUAUCCUUCAUUGAAUCAAAUAUACUUCCAAUUUCAAAAUGUGCUUGUUUGGCAAUAGUUUUAGAUCCAGAUUUGAAUAUGUUGUCAAGGAAAACAAGUAUAGGUGAUAAUAUAUAUUAGACCUUAAUGGUAUUGCUGUUUUCCAGUGGUCAAUAUACUUUCCAAA